Messenger RNA from Lethenteron reissneri (Far Eastern brook lamprey), 3482 nucleotides. Its product is annotated as CCAAT/enhancer-binding protein alpha-like. Gene Ontology annotation, molecular function: RNA polymerase II cis-regulatory region sequence-specific DNA binding; DNA-binding transcription factor activity, RNA polymerase II-specific. The record is from RefSeq and is a predicted model, not a curated record. NCBI's taxonomy places the organism in Eukaryota, Metazoa, Chordata, Hyperoartia, Petromyzontiformes, Petromyzontidae. Gene Ontology annotation, biological process: DNA-templated transcription; regulation of transcription by RNA polymerase II; myeloid cell differentiation.
AAGCGAUGGUUGUGGGGGUGGUGGUCGAGAAAGGGGAGCGGCUCAGCCUCACGUAGUAACAGCUCACGUCACGGAUAUUUAAAUGCGCCGCUAUAUAAACCCGCGCCACGGGCACGCUCUGCAGCGCAACUCGUUCCACGGUCUCGCAGCAGCAGCAGCGUGCGGCGCCACUGGAGGAGACUCGGCGAACUUGAAAUAACAGAUAACUGAAGCUGCCGAGCCGCCGAUCUGCAAAUCGUAGCCACCAAGCCCCUCCUUCGCCAGUUGGUUCGGGAACUAACUCCCAUCCCUACCCCCACCCCAUUCAUCACCACCAACACCGUCAAGGCGACCAGGAGCAGAGAGAGUGAGGAGGGCUUUGCUGAAGACGUUGGGAGCACGCCGUGCGUUCAUCAUCGAACGCGCCGCGGUGUCAAGACCGUCUUGCUCCCCCACGCACGCUGCUGUAUCUGGGCCGGGGCGCGCGAUAACAAACAGCCACUGCCAUCGUCGCCUCUGGACUCCAACGACAACCACCAAACGAACAACAGCAACGCUUCAAAAUCGACCUGCGAUGGAAAGCGCCAACUUCUACCCGGACCUCGACAGACCGUUCCUGGGCAAGGGCUUCUGCGUGUCGGGGUCGGGUCUGCAGGCGGACGAGGGCAUGGGCAGUGACCUGGGCGACGCGUACGAGCACUCCAUCGACCUGAGCUCCUACAUCGAGCCCUCGUCGUCCGCCGGGCCCGGGAUCGAGCUGUACAGCGACGAGCUCCUGGCCGAGUUGUUCGCCAAGUCGGGAGAACACGGAGGAGCCGCAACCAAAGCGCAAGCGUCGGCCUACGACUACCUCUACCCGCUGCCAUCGCUGCAGGUGCUCCCGGCUCUGCAAGCGCAGCACCAGCUCUUCGCUGGCUGUGUCCCGCAGGUGACCGACUCCAGGUUAGAAUCCGUCCAUCACCACCAACACCACCAACAGCAGCAGCAGCAUCAUCAGCAGCACCAGCAGCAACAUCAGCAGCAGCAGCAGCAACAUCACGCGGUUGCGAGCGAAUCGCGCGCAUGGAUGAAACGCGAACCCGGAGAGGUGCACGGCGCGUGUCUGAGCAAGCAGCGUCAGCAGCAGCAGCAGCAACAGCAGAGCUCCAAGUCCCAGAAGAACUGCAAGAAACUUCUGGACAAGGGCAGCGACGAGUACCGGCUGCGGCGGGAGAGGAAUAACAUCGCGGUGCGCAAGAGUCGAGACAAAGCCAAGCGCAGGUCCCUGGAGACCUCGUCGCGGGCCAUGGAACUCUCGAACGAGAACGACCAACUGAGACGCAGGAUCGACGAGCUCGUGCGAGAGCUGGGGACGCUGCGAGCUCUCAUCACCCGCCUGCCCGAUUCGGCGCUGCCGCCGUCGGUCGUGGGCGGUCGGGAGUCUUGACGGAUCUCUGGGCCCCAUCGACCGAUUUGACCGAUCGAGCGAGCGAGCGAACGAACGGCAACCGAUGACGUGAGGUCGCUUUUUGAGUGUGCGAAUUUUGUUUGUUGUUGCGUUGACCGCUCCUUGCGUGUUGUCGGCGCACGCACGCACGCACGCGCGCGCGUCUCUUUCUCUCUCUCUCUCUCUUGAAUAGCCUGGUGUGGUUGUGUAAGUAGCAGUGCUGCGCAGAGAUACAAAGGCGGCCGGGUGUGGUCCUGGCCUCCGCCUCCCCCCGCCUCGCGCCGUGUCGGGUUCUUACUCGGUGCUCGGUAACAGCACUUGCCCCAACAGUUUACGGAGGCUACACGGACUUUUGUUGUAUGUGUGUUUGACCCUGUAUGUUAUAGCGAGCACGUGCUUCAACUCGCCUCCGUGUUGCAACGAUAUUUGUGCAGAGUAUACAUAUUGGGAGUGUGACCGUCGAUUGUGAUUAAGUCUUGCGACGAGCGAGUUCACGCAUCGAGUCGCGUGUGUGCAGAGCCGGCGUUGUUCCAGUUUGUCGGGGAUAUUUGGUAAAGUUUAUCAAGUGACAGAGACAGAAUAUUUAUACUGGAGGAAUCCGAUGAUGUCCAGUUAUACUGAUGGGAUAGGUAAAAACCCGCUCAAACGAGACCACACAAUACUAGACAAGAUUGUAAUCGAUAGCGUGCCCAUUGAUCCAUCGAAUCUCCUCGACAAGUGAACAUCGUUACAACGCCUAACCUAUCAACACCGUGGAUGCAUUGCAGAGCAAAUACAAAGAUCACCCGUAUAGCCUUCAACGGACUCUUGGUGCAAGUGCUGUUAGCGAGCGCUAAUCAAAGAUGGACCAGGCACGCGAAGCGAUGGGUUGCCAGCAUCACGCCCGACCGCCUUUGUCCCCCCCCCGUGCCAGUGUUUACAUGCCGCGCCAGGCAAACUCAUUUAUGGCUGAGUCGACCUAGAGGAGGCCCAGGACAGGUUCAGAAUAUUCGUGACCGACGUUGGCUGUGAGCACCAGUCGAACUCGGCUGGGCCGGGCUGGUGGCGCAGUCAAUGUGCAUGCGCAAAAGACAAAGGCAAAGAUGCCUCCCCUCCGCAUAGCCUUCACUUACUUUGGGGGCAAGUGCUGUCAGCGAGCAGCAGCAGCUAGGAAGGCCACGGCACGGCACGCGAGGGGGUGGGUGUUCAGCACCACGCCCGGUCGCCUUUUAUCUCCCAAGUGGCGAUGGUUUUUAUUUUUUUGACACACCGCACCAACCUAGAAACACACGCACGCACAUACAUGCGCAUGUGUGCGCACACGUAUGUGUCAAUAUGCGUAUGUGCAUACGUGUAAUACGUGUGCGUAUGUGCAUACGUAUUACACAUAGAUACAUACGUGUGUUUAUACAUGCAAAGACAAAGAUCAUCCGUAUAGCCUUAACAGACCUAAGGGGCAAGUGCUGUUGGCGAGCACCUAAUGAAGGCCGGAACGGUACAUUAGUGGGUGGGUUGCCAGCACCACGCCCGACCGCCUUUGUCUCCCCAGUGGUGAUGUUUACUACUCGUUUUGAGGCUGAGUCGACCUAGGUGGUGCCCAGGACCGGUUCAGAUAAUCGCCACUGGUUCAUACAUACAGACACACACACACACACACAUGCCUACACACUCUCGAGAUGGUGCCUUAAAUAACUUUAUUAUAAUUGUUUUGUGUGUGUGUGAAGAAGAUACUUGCCGCGGCCGUGCGAUCAUCAUCCACUCCGGGGUCUCUCAUCUUCGUCUCGCUCGCCGCGCCGUAAAGCUGGCGACACACUUCCGAGAACAGGCAGGGUAUAGGCAUUAUUUAUACUAGAGGCUAUGCCUAAGGAACUAAGAGACACACGUACAUACACGCACACGUGUGUGUGUGUAUGUGUGUGUGUCUGUGUGUGUGUGUGUAUACAGUGAAUUAUCGUCAAACAAAACCCUGCCAGCUUCACGACUCCACACGGCGUGGGCAGGGAGGGGAGCCUCAUCCAGCAGUGGAUAGAGUAUGCAACGUGUAGCUGUGGCCAUGGGAGCCGUGGGUUUACACUACGUGAGGAGGAUGAGGCGGUGU